Molecule: messenger RNA, 1827 nt
Organism: Coprinopsis cinerea okayama7#130
Lineage: Eukaryota; Fungi; Basidiomycota; Agaricomycetes; Agaricales; Psathyrellaceae
Exons: 10
Coding region: 1-1827 (608 amino acids)
Molecular function (GO): oxidoreductase activity, acting on CH-OH group of donors; flavin adenine dinucleotide binding
Source: RefSeq, a predicted model, not a curated record
AUGGUCAGGCAACCUUUCGCGUUUGUUCUCGCUACCCUACUACCAUUCGUUGUCACGCUCGUCACUGGGCAAGUUGCACAAAACGUAUUCGAGGUCCAUGGUGACAUCGUCGAUGAAGACUACGACUUCAUCAUUGUAGGAGGUGGAACGGGGGGAUCUGUUCUCGCUUCUCGUCUCUCUGAGAAUGCGGAUUGGAAGGUUCUACUGGUGGAAGCCGGACCAGACAAUGACGGCGUUCAAGACCUUCAGAUACCCUAUUACUGGCUACGAAUCAACAGCACUUACAAUUGGAAUUACGUUAAUACACCUCAGGUUGGGCUGGGUAAUCGGUCGAUUGAGUUUCCGAGAGGAAGGGUGCUUGGUGGGAGUAGUUCGAUAAAUGCGAUGUCGUACACUCGAGGAGCGAAGGACGACUACGAUCUUUGGGGGCGAGUCACGAAAGACGAGAGAUGGGGCUGGGACGCCUUAUGGCCCUACAUGCUUCGAAACGAACAAUGGACACCGCCCCUAGGAGGACGUGACCCAACAGGCCAAUUCGACCCUCAAUACCACAAUACAGAGAGGGGUAAAACGGUGGUUUCGCUACCUCAAGAUGAGGAGACGGAAUAUGACAGGCGAGCGCUCAGGAAGAUCGAACUCGAUUCUCAUCAACAUCGCGAUUUCCGGUUUAAUUUGGAUGUUAAUUCGGGGAGUCCAGCAGGUCUCAGUUGGAAUCAAGAUUCUGUCGGAAAUGGCGAGAGGAGCAGUGCUGCGACCGCUUACCUGUCAAGAGAAGUAAGAGAGCGUGCUAAUUUGAGAAUAUUAGUCGAUACAUACGCGACGAGGGUUUUACCCACCACCGAAGGUAGCGAGUUGGACAUUCGAACAGUGGAAAUGACAAUUCGAGGCGGUCCUGGGAAUCCAAGCUCUGACAUAUCGAAUUCAAACGCCACUCGGACGAUGACAGCAAAGAAAGAACUGAUGCUCUCAGCUGGAGCGUUUAACACCCCACACAUCCUCAUGAACUCCGGGAUCGGCGACGAGAACGAGCUGCGAGUGGUUGGAGUGACGCCAAUCCAUCAUCUCCCCGCCGUCGGUAAAGGGAUGAGCGAUCAUCCAAGUGUGAGACUCAGAUGGGGGACAACGUUUACUCCACAGCCCUUGGACGAGGCUGCAGCUCUACUUCAGUGGCAAACGAAUCGUACUGGGCCGCUGGCAAAGCCUACGGACCACUUGUAUCUAUAUUACAGGUUACCGAACGACUCUGUAGUCUUUGAGGGUUAUGACGAUCCUUCCCCAGGGCCGACGGCUGUCCAUUUCGAGUUGCCUCUCUGGGCAAUGCCCAUGGAGGAACCUGGACCCGUCUUACCUGGCGAUCUCAUCCUCCUGACACCGUAUUCCCGCGGGUCCGUGAAACUUCGCUCCUCCAACCCCUUCGAUCCACCUCUAAUCGACGUCGGGUACUUCACUCACCCAUUCGACUUUGACGCCGCGAGGGAAGGUAUCCGCAUUGCCAAGCAGUUCUACGAAGGCGAAGCUUGGGAGGGCUUCAUCACGCACUUCAUAGGACCCGAUCCAGACACACUCACGGAGGAAGACUUUGAGCAGAGCGUCAAGGAGAACACGGAGACGCUCUCUCACCCUAUUGGGACGGCAUCCAUGUCAGCGGUAGACGAUCCGUUGGGCAAGGGUGUUGUCGAUCCAGAGUUGAGAGUCAAGGGCGUGAAGGGGUUGAGAAUUGUUGAUGCUGGUGUGAUUCCGUAUGUGACGUCUGGUCACACUCAGGUCCCUGUGUAUGUCUUGGCUGAGAGAGCAGCCGAUCUCGUUCGAGAGUCGUGGGAGGAGUAA